AUGGAGGGCGUCAAUCAGAUCAUCCAAACCUUUGAAGGUCUUCCAGCAGGAGACCGCGAGACGACAAUGAAAGCGCUCUCGACAAUGAUGCGCGCUGAAAACCAGCGUCAGCCUGCGAAAAAGAAGGUCAACGGGUUUAUGGGGUACCGUGCAUACUACUCAUCGCUCUUCUCCCAGCUCACACAGAAAGACAAGUCGCCUAUUAUGACGAUGCUUUGGAAAGAGGAUCCGUUCCACAAAGAGUGGGAUUUCAUGUGCGCCGUGUAUUCGGCUAUCAGAGAGUUUCUGUCAGACGAGAACAUUACGCUGCAGAACUGGAUUCAGUUUGCCAUCAAGCACAUGGGUAUUGUUGUCCGCGAGAGCUACUUGACGGCAUUGGGCUGGAAAUUGAUCCGGCUCGACGACGGCACCCACAAGGUUGAGCGCACUGCAGUCCGAGGUGUCGAGAGCUAUCUCCAGCCGAUGAAUGGCCUUGGCCUGUUCAUGAACUGCCUUAACGGUGGCCUGCCGGUUGUCAACCCGCUCCCCAUCAUCGCGAAACUCACCGACCUUACCAACGAUGUCAUCUGCGUCAACACACAGCCGGGGGCUGCAACGAAGUCGACCAACACCAUGGAGAGCUUUCGCCAAUUUGCGAAGAAUAACCCGCAUUUAGCCAUGUCGGCGCUCUUCCAGGUCCCCACGGGUCAUCCGCUCAUUAGCCAAGGCGUCACCGUGCACCAGCUCCCCGACCUCGCGGCAACCGAGCCGUUCUUUACAGCCCAGAACGAGGAUCCGGAGCUGGAUGCGAUGCUGGACAGGAUCUUCCAGGGUGAAGGCAACGGCAAUCUUGGCAAUCAGGCCAACACCGGCAAUCAAUUCUACACGAUGGGCAUGGGAAAUGGCGCACCUGGCUUCAAUUGA
Messenger RNA from Chaetomium fimeti, 903 nucleotides. RefSeq names its product mating-type protein MAT alpha 1-domain-containing protein. The record is from RefSeq and is a predicted model, not a curated record. Gene Ontology annotation, biological process: positive regulation of mating-type specific transcription, DNA-templated. Gene Ontology annotation, molecular function: DNA binding, bending. NCBI's taxonomy places the organism in Eukaryota, Fungi, Ascomycota, Sordariomycetes, Sordariales, Chaetomiaceae. Gene Ontology annotation, cellular component: nucleus. Bases 1 to 903 code for a protein of 300 amino acids. The transcript is spliced from 3 exons.